This is a messenger RNA of Oppiella nova, 738 nucleotides long. The record is from the annotation of a GenBank genome assembly. NCBI's taxonomy places the organism in Eukaryota, Metazoa, Arthropoda, Arachnida, Sarcoptiformes, Oppiidae.
UGUACGGACGAGACCUACAAAUGGACUGAUUUUGAAGUGACAAACGCCGAGAGAAUGGGUUCAGUACUGGUCUAUAAGGACUCCAUUGUGUCCAACACUAGAAAGUCAGUCAAUCUAAUGGUAUUGUGUGACUGCUAUUCAGCGCCGAUAGUCAAUCAGUUCAGACAUCACGAGGAACUGGUGCUCGUAUUGGACGAGGAGUGGACGCAAUACUACUUACUGUCGGAGUUGACUGAAACGACUUUCGAUGAAAAGCAAACCAAUUCAUUGAUACUUCAAUUGUAUUCAAUUCUGGAGUACAUGGAGAACAAUGGCUCCAAUCAAUUGCCCGCAGAUAUCAUUAACACAAUUAUUAUCUCCGCUUCAGAGGAGGACAUCCUCCUAAUAGUACCCAUGAAUACGAGUACAUCCACUCCAUUAGCUAAUAGUAAUGAGAGCGCCGACACCUCCGACACUCACAUAACACUUCACCAGUUUUUAUGGCAAUUAUUGGCGAAACUAUUGCCGAACUCGUUGUUCGCAUCGGUAGGUCAUGUCCUGAGUCAGCCGUCCGUACGAAUACGUUACUCGAAAACCAUUGUCCAGUUAAUCGCCUUUCAUAUACCGGUGCACGAGAUCAGCGCCAACACUACCAGCGAUUAUGACACUGACCUACAAAUCAACUACUGCAUUGAUUUGAUCCGUAACUCCAUUGCCUUCAUUAAUAGCAGCGCUAAUGAUAUAAAGCCUAUAAAUUAG